UGUCACCGUCCACACAUACGCACCAAUCUAUGGGAACGAUCAUUCGAUAAUGUUUUGUCAGGGAGCUUUUGUGUUGUACCUGCUUCUGACAGAGGUGAAGAUACUUUGGGCUGUGGAGGAUGCCAACGUAGAUGCCUUCACUCCUCAGGACUGUAGCUUGGAGUGUCUCCGUCAGGGAGACCCUGACUGUAAAUAUUGCCGAAUUACCCCAGGUGAUGUGCAAAAGGCUCUUGGCUCCAAAGGACUGAAAACACUUGGAAGUUGUAUUCCGUGGCCAUGUUUUGAGCUGAUGGGCAAUGAGGACCCAGACAUCUGCCAGCACUACGUCCACUCACCCAACAAUGUGACAGUGGAGACCCUGGAGGAUCCAGACCUCAGCUCUGACACUGUGGUUGUCGCCUGGAGGCCCAGUCCCUAUGGCAUCGCCUUCCUGCGAGGCUUUCAGGUGUCCCUGCAGGUUCUGGGAGGCUCCAGUGUCUCCUGUCAGCUCUUUCUCUUCCACCGUAACUUGUCCCUCCCUUCGUCACAUGCUCAAAAGGUGUAUAAGUCAGACCCUUUCCGAGGCCUGCCCCUGGGCUCUCAGUAUGCAGUUACAGUCAUGGCUCUGCCGGUGCCAGAGCAGUGGGACCGGUUCUAUCACAGUACCACCUUCUGUACACGUUCUUGUGCAGAGAAGAAUGGGUUUGAUAAGUGCAAAAGAGAUUGGUAUCCUCAGCAUGUCACCAUUGAACAGAAUGGGACUACUGCUGCAGUUACCUUUAACCUGGCCCCAGAGAACCUACACAUUAGGAGCUACUUCUCAGUUUGUUACAUAAAUAGCAUUAAAAAGCAAACAAACAAAGUGGAUAUCACACCGAAUCUGAGCACCAAUAAAACCCACCACACAUUCAAGCUCCAAGACCUUCAAGAGGGAACCAACUACACUUGUGAGAUCGCAGCAGAUGUAGUUGACGCUGUGAGGAAAACAUUUACUAUCCACAUUAAAGAACCAGACUCUUCACUUUCCACCUCCCCUGUGGUUCUUCUACUCCCAUUGGCUCUAGCUCUUGCUGCAGUAAUCAUAGUCAUAGUGGUGGCUUUUACUUUGACAAAAGCCAAGAUGAAGUUGUUGAAACUGCACAUUGUACCAGAUUCUGACAUCAUAAAUGAGCAUCAGGAGAGUAAGACCCAGGAAGAAGUGAUAUCAUGGCCCAAGACCAGAGCAUCCCCACCCAGGCUACUGAUCUGCUAUAGCAGUUCUGAUGGCCCUGCUCACAUCAAGGCGGUCAUGAAGUUAGGAUCCUUCAUUCAGCAGCACAUGGCCACACAGGUUUGUCUUGACCUGUGGGACUCCCUGAGUGUGGCGCAGGAGGGUAGUUUGGCCUGGCACAGCCGCCAGAUCCGGGACUGUGACUUUGUGUUGGUCAUGUGUUCUCCUGGACUUAGUCACAGACUGGCCACUACAGAGUUCAAAGAAAACUCAGAAGAGGAGGAGUCCAGCUGGGAGACCGAUAACUUCACUGCAGAUGCAGCCAUCAGUCUGAUUGGAGCUGAAGUGGGCCGUGCUAAAGCCAGGGGCCAGGAUCUGUCCAAAUACAUGGCUGCCAUUUUUGAGUACUCAGAAGAGACAGACAUUCCCACAGAGUUGAGCCUUGUAUCUCACUACACUCUGACCAGUGACUUACCUCUGCUCUUCUCCCACCUACACGGAGUGUCUUUGCACAGGCCUGGGGGCUACCUGAAGAUCAGCCACAUUUCAGAGGAAGGCUUCACGAAACUACCAGCUGGGGUAGCUCUGCAGAGCGCCAUCUGUGAGGCUGGAGAGGUAAUGAAGGCAAGAAGAAUAGUACCUGUGCACUAAAUGUUUGAAUCUUUCUAAACAUUUCUCAGUAGUUGUCAGAGCACAGCACUUUUACGGUGUAUGAAUGGAUACCUGCAAUAAUGAAAAACAAUGCUACAGAAGUGUAGCAUUAGAGGUGUAUGAAAGCCUAGCCAGCAUUCAGUUACUCUGACAACUACACUUUUGACCUUUGAGGUAUACGCACUGUGAUUCACAGGAAGGAUUAUAUAUAAAAACACAAUGAAUGUAGUAUUUAUCACUUGCAUGUCAAGUAUGUUUAAUGUUAAUGUUAUGUUAAAGGAUGUAAGUGUUAAUAAAAGUGAGUAAAGUACCCUGAAGUAUUACGUUUAAAGUUUAAGAUUGUAUCUAAAUACUGUGUAUUUAUCUAGCCUAUUACUGCAUGUAUUGGCAUCUUGCAAAUGAGGUUUGGAAGAACAAAUAUCAUUAGUUGCAUUAUUAAACAGAA
Molecule: messenger RNA, 2285 nt
Organism: Periophthalmus magnuspinnatus
Lineage: Eukaryota; Metazoa; Chordata; Actinopteri; Gobiiformes; Gobiidae
Product: interleukin-17 receptor D
Exons: 12
Coding region: 50-1840 (596 amino acids)
Molecular function (GO): interleukin-17 receptor activity; protein binding
Source: RefSeq, a predicted model, not a curated record